AUGGCCACUGCUAAUAAUAAUGACGCUGGUUCUAAAGAUUGGCUUAAAGAAAGAGCUGCUAUAUCUGCCGCCCAUCGAAGACAAAAGACUGACCCGGCAGCAUCAAAACUUGUUGACCAAUUACACAAAGAACGCAUUCAAGGAAAUUCCGAAGAAACAGGUAAAUUAUUAUUAUUAAAGCAUCAUUAA
This is a messenger RNA of Entrophospora sp. SA101, 189 nucleotides long. NCBI's taxonomy places the organism in Eukaryota, Fungi, Glomeromycota, Glomeromycetes, Entrophosporales, Entrophosporaceae. The record is from the annotation of a GenBank genome assembly.